CUGGUUCUCCAGAAGCUGCUGGAUUUCACUCCUGAUUUAAUCCCACACCUAUCCAACAUUUCUCACUGAAUCCCAUCCCAACAUGUAUAUUGCCCCUCAAAGCACUUGAGCCCCGUUAAUAAAAACGGGUGAGGAAAGAGUGAGGCUUCGAAUAUUGAAAUAAUUCUAUGUUGCAUUUUAAAAGAUUGUUUUUAUUGCACUGAGCCUCUCCACGCAUUGGCCAGCUGGUCUUUAAAACGGAAAUGAACCUCGGUGCAUAAAAUGCCUGAAACCCUGGCCCAGUAUAAGCUGUUCACGGAUCUCGCCAACUCCCAACCUGGCUAAGUACCCCUUAAAGAAGCCUGUUACCGUAUGAGCCGAAGCGAGCCCUGGAAAAUGGGGGGGGGGGGGCAGUUAAAUAAACGAGGCUUAAGCUUUUUGGGGAUUAAAACAGACUCAUUUGCUUAUCUUUACGUCCCCAAAGCCUCUUUUUGCUUUCAAAUCAAACGCUUGCAGAGACAAUGAGGCGCAAGGUCCACGUUACAACGCGCCGCCGAGGCCCCAACCUCUCUCUCUCCCUAACGGAACCCGGCUUAAUCACGUCAGCGGGCGAAGGGAAGCCCUUCCCUUCCGCAGCUCUCGCGGCCAGAGAGCAGCGGCGGGCAGCCAACCAGCCUUUGCCUUGUGUCCCGCCACUCCCCUCUCCAGGACUCGUGUCACAUUUACGCUACGCCUGGGGCCGGCCCUGGCCUGUUCCUCCUCCUCCUGCUUCCUUCAGCAAUGGCGUCUCUCCGCGCCAGCCAUUCAAUGAAGGGCUGAGAGGAGCCGCGCCUGAGCGUCCACAAAGCAAUCCAAGGCCGUCGCUGGGCCAAGCGCCUCCGUGGCUUUGUUAGAGCUCCGGGGGCCGGCCGCAUUGCCCGCCCCGGGGCGGUCGUUGCGGAGUCUUCGAGGCUGGUCCCUAGAUCGGUCGGUCGCCGGCUGAGUGGAGGCGGCGGCGUCCUUUUUGGUUGAUCCCGGGCUGCCCGCCGCCGCCGCCACGAUGAAGCUGGUGCGGAAGGACAUCGAGAAGGAUAACGCCGGGCAAGUGACGCUCAUCCCCGAGGACCCCGAGGAUAUGUGGCAUGCCUACAAUCUGCUGCAGGUGGGCGACAGCCUGCGGGCCUCCACCAUCCGAAAGGUGCAGACGGAGUCGUCCACGGGCAGCGUGGGCAGCAACCGCAUCCGCACCACGCUCACCCUCUGCGUGGAGACCAUCGACUUCGACUCGCAGGCCUGCCAGCUGCGCGUCAAAGGCACCAACAUCCAGGAGAACGAAUACGUCAAGAUGGGCGCCUAUCACACCAUCGAGCUGGAACCCAACCGGCAGUUCACGCUGGCCAAAAAACAGUGGGACAGCGUGGUGCUGGAGCGGAUCGAGCAGGCCUGCGACCCGGCCUGGAGUGCUGACCUGGCCGCCGUGGUGAUGCAGGAAGGGCUGGCCCACGUCUGCCUGGUCACCCCCAGUAUGACGCUGACCCGGGCCAAGAUCGAGGUGAACAUCCCUCGAAAACGCCGCGGCAACUGCUCCCAGCACGACCGGGCCUUGGAGAGGUUUUACGAGCAAGUGAUGCAGGCCAUUCAGCGGCACCUUAAUUUUGACGUGGUCAAGUGUGUCCUGGUGGCCAGUCCGGGUUUCGUGAGAGAGCAGUUCUGCGACUACAUGUUCCAGCAGGCUGUCAAGACGGAUAACAAGUUGUUGCUGGAGAAUCGCUCCAAAUUCUUACAGGUGCAUUCAUCAUCUGGACAUAAAUAUGCCCUGAAAGAAGCUCUUUGUGAUCCAGCUGUGACUAGUCGACUUGCUGAUACCAAAGCAGCUGCUGAAGUCAAAGCUUUAGAUGAUUUCUACAAAAUGCUGCAACAUGAGCCUGAUCGGGCCUUUUAUGGUCUCAAACAUGUGGAAAAGGCUAAUGAAGCUAUGGCUAUUGAUACUCUGUUGAUCAGCGAUGAACUUUUUAGGCAUCAGGAUGUGGCUACUCGUAGUCGAUAUGUCCGGCUCGUAGAUAGUGUACGUGAGAACAUGGGCACAGUUCGAAUCUUCUCUAGCCUUCAUGUAUCUGGGGAACAACUUGGACAACUGACAGGUGUAGCUGCUAUUCUGCGUUUUCCUGUUGCAGAACUUUCUGACCAGGAAGAUGAUUCUAGUUCUGAAGAUGAUUGAUGAUGGAGAAUAAUUUCACCCUUAUCUUAUUGUAUAAUGAGACUGCUUCCUUUAUAAUAUUUGUCCCCAAUAGUAAAUACCAAACAAAAAUAGAGAACAAUAUUUUUUUAAAACAACUGGCCAAGUUGUCAUUUUGUGAACUUGAUAUUUAUGCAUUUGUGUUGCUGUGAUGAUAGUGCUAACAGAUUUCCCCUAUCAAAACUGGGGUGACCUAACUAAUUGGCAAACAGGUCUGAUGCUUUGUGGAACAUGCAAAAAUAAUAAACUUAUCAGGCAAGAAGGAUAAUGUGUUUAUUUGUGUGUGAAAAGAAGUAGUGUUGCCAUCUUUUCCUGGUCCUUUUGCCCUCAAGGACUAUGUUGAAAAGAGAAAAUAUAUAGUCAGUAAGAGUAGUCAGAAAACAUGUGGCAAGUUUAAAUCUGUCUUACUUUUUACUCUGAAAGUUGCUAAUUUAUAUACUUCUAUCAGAUGUUUUCAUUUUAGCAAUUGACUAUUCAAACAUUUUCUUUUAUUAUAAAUGAAAUUUUAAUUUCAUGGUUUUAAUUAAAACUUUAUUGAUAUAACUAAUGGGCUAAAAAUAAUAUAAAAUCUAAUAAUAUAUUACUAAAUAACUGAAGUAAGCAUUUUUAAGAGUUGAGGGAAGAUUCAAUUGCAAUGAAAAUAUUUGUUAACUCCUUUGGCAAACCUAACAAACCAGCUCAUUUCCAGUUUAACGUAAACACUAUGCCUGAUUAUUUAUCCUUACAUACUGAAGGAUUGCAGCUAUGAGGGGUUUACAUAUUCAAACCACAGAACUGCUAUAGAUUUAGUUAACUUAUAAGACAUACUAUAUUUUGUAGCUAAUAGAAUAAAACUAGGGAAAUGGAAUUCUCCAUCUUUGGGAAACAGAAACGUCUAAAAUCAGUCAGAAGUAGAAUCUUUCUCUAAUGUGCCUUUCUCUUCCACAUACCCACACACUGAUCACCAGGGCAAACUUCAUCCAGAUGCAGUUCCUAAACUUCCUUUGAUUAUGCUUUGAUAGUAAGGCAAGCAUAUAUAAAUUGUGCGCUUUCCCAAAAGUUACAAAAAUUCUUGCCUAUGUACAUUAGCACUUUAUUCAUGGUUUUUCCAAAAUAUUAAGUGUGUGCCUCAGUCACCAAAAGAUUGUCCAUUUCUGUUGUAGCUUAAAGGCUCAUUUAUACUUCCUAAGAAUGGGGAUGCCUUGCUACAGGCCUGUCAAACUGGUGGCUUGUGGGGUGGAUGCGUCAUGUGCAGGCCACACCCAUCCUGGCUCCGCAAAGGCAAAAAAAGUCAUGAUACUUCACGACAUGUUACAUAAUGUGAUCGAGUUUGACAUCCAUGCCUUACUCUGUAGUGGUUUAGGUUUUCCUGGAAUUUCCUGUGAAUAGAAGAGGAACCCUUACAUUUGGUAAGAAGAAUAAAAGAACUGUUGGGAAGGAAGGAACAGGUAUAGGUGAAACACCUGUGAAGAUAUCCCUGUAUCCUCUUGUUUGAUAGGGACUGCCUACCUGGUGAAUUUAACCUUUUUCUGUCAUGCGCACACAAGUCUUCUCUCUUUUCUUUCCAUCUCCAGUCAGUUAUUUCUUUCCACAAUCUCAUCACCAUCAGAUUUGCCCUUCUUUUUCUCUCUUCAUCCUUUCCCAGGGCAGCUAUUCUUUUACCUCACCGAUCCCAUUUCCUGAUUAUCUUUUUUCUUGUUAUUUCUGUGAGAAACAGUGAGGAAGUUGCAAUCCCUGAUUUUGGAGGCAUUUGUUUUAUUAUGCUAUUAAUUCAAUUAAAUAUGAAUUUAUUCUUGUCCUCAUCCUACCUUUUAAAGAACAUACAGCUUCUGGCUUCUUUAAGGUAUCUAUACACACAUGCAUAUAUUAAUGUAUUAUGAGUGCACAUUUAUUGCAGAGGGGAAAGAAAUACUCAGAAUUAGUUUCAACUGGAGUUGGGAAAGGAUGGAAAUUGGGAUUAUACAGAAAAUUUGCCAUCUGUGUGUGUGUGUGUAUCUGUGUUUAUACAUAUAUAUACACAUUUGCAAGAUACUAUUUGGGUGGGAAUAUUAUUUUAAAUUUGUCUACCAUUUGCCUACAUAUGGUAAAUAGAUGCUGGAAAUUCAUUACACAUUCCAUUUACAAGAAAUUGUAAGGAAACAGGUAGAAUGAAUAAACACACAUAACAUGCAGAUAAAAAAAGAAAGCAUAUUGGCCUCACUUUGCUAUAUUGUCUGGAAUCAGAUCAACCCUCAUUUAAAACAAGAUAUUCCCAGAGAUUCCUCAGCUUUAUCCACUUGGAAAGAUAAUUUUCACUUAUUUGUCCAUUUAAAUGCAGUCUGAAUAAAUUACUUUUCAUGUAUAAAUUACUGUGAAGAGACAAUCUUACAUGCUAGAUUAUAACAGUCUACUAUUGCAUCUAAAGAAGCAUUGAUUGUGUGACUUAAGCCUUUUGCGAAAUAUGUAAUUGUGUUUUACUUGUUGCCUACAUUUAACAGAACUGUAUUUUUAAUGUAUUUAUUGUUGAUGAGUAAUAGUUGAAAAUGUCAAUUUCUUCUUUGGUUAAAGGUUAAAGAUGUAGACAGAAAAGCUAGAAGAGAAGUUAAACAAAAGUUCUUUUAUGGUUUAUCAGAAUAAAUAGACAUGUUUGUAUUCUUCACUGAUAAAUAGAAAGCUUUGUGUAAGGUUUUAUCAGAAAUACUGAUUUUUAGCCAAGUGUGAAAUUAAUAGCAAUAUACAUUCUGAUGUGGCCUUUAAAUAGUCCAGAUUAAAGUCAGUUAAUAGGGCAUGAGGAAAAUUCCACAGUGAAUGCCAGCAAGCAUACUUUUCAGAUGGCAGAGCAUUCUAAGUACACUAGCUUUAUAAUACUGAAAUAGCCUGAGAGCAAAAAUCUGGAAGAAAAUUAGAAGCAUUUAAUAGAAGAUCAUUGAAAACAAGAUAAAGUGUUUUUUCUGUUUAACUUUUACCAGAAGGCUGCAAACUAUGGCUGGCAUUCUAAUAACUU
Molecule: messenger RNA, 5156 nt
Organism: Thamnophis elegans (Western terrestrial garter snake)
Lineage: Eukaryota; Metazoa; Chordata; Lepidosauria; Squamata; Natricidae
Gene: PELO
Product: pelota mRNA surveillance and ribosome rescue factor
Exons: 2
Coding region: 1019-2176 (385 amino acids)
Biological process (GO): ribosome disassembly; nuclear-transcribed mRNA catabolic process, non-stop decay; nuclear-transcribed mRNA catabolic process, no-go decay
Cellular component (GO): cytoplasm
Source: RefSeq, a predicted model, not a curated record